Molecule: messenger RNA, 1056 nt
Organism: Nicotiana tabacum (common tobacco)
Lineage: Eukaryota; Viridiplantae; Streptophyta; Magnoliopsida; Solanales; Solanaceae
Biological process (GO): DNA integration
Molecular function (GO): nucleic acid binding
Source: RefSeq, a predicted model, not a curated record
AUGAUGCAGCAGGCUAUUGGGUCCACUGCGAAGAUAAAUGAGAGAGUAGAUGCACAUGACACAGCUAUCAAAAAUAUUGAAGUGCAGGUGGGCCAAAUUUCAAUGUCUCUAAAUAAUCGUCCUCAAGGAACGCUACCUGUAGAUACCCAAAUCAAUCCUAAAGAUCAGGGCCCGAAGCAGCUGAUGGCGGUGAGUCUCCGUAAUGGCAGGGAUCUCGAUGAAGAGCAGGAGAGAGUUCGUGACAAUAUACAUGCUGAGACACUUAUUCAGGUACCCAUUGAGCUGGAUGAAUCCAUAAGGCUGACAGAUGUGACAGUCCAGCCUGCUCAGGAAGAAAAGAAUACUCAGCAGGAGACCGAGAAAGUUGCUGAAGCAGAUGAAGAGCCAGUAGUAGAGAUAGUAGCUGAGAAAGAAAAGUCCCAAGUGAUUGGGAAGAAAAGACCUCUUGCACCAUUUCCGCAGAGGUUGGCUAAACACCAAAAGGAGGAGCAAUACAAAAAGUUCUUUGAGAUGCUCAAGCAAAUUCAGGUAAAUAUUCCAUUGAUCGAAGCUUUAAAGGAGAUGCCUGGAUACACAAAAAUGAUGAAAGACUUAAUGUCCCGGAAAUUUGACUUCCAAGACUUGGCUACGGUGACACUUACUCAGACGUGCAGUGCAGUGGUAACUAGACCUGUUGCUGAAAAGCUCUCAGAUCCCGGGAGUUUUACUAUUCCAUGUACUAUUGGAAACUUUGCUUUUGCGAAAGCACUCUUUGAUUUAGGGGCGAGCAUUAAUCUUAUGCCCCUGGUCAUUUACAAGAGGUUGGGCAUUGGGAGAGCUAGACCCACCUCUAUGCUGUUGCAGCUGGCUGACAAGACUGUGAAGCGUCCAUUUGGGAUCCUUGAUGAUGUACUUAUUCAGGUGGGGAAGUUCGUGUUCCCUGCUGAUUUUGUGAUAUUGGAUUGCAAAGUAGAUGAAGAAAUUCCUAUCAUCUUAGGAAGACCAUUCUUGGCCACAGGGAGAGCUCUUAUUGAUUGUGAGACCGGGGAGCUUAAGAUGAGGCUCAAUGACGAAUAG